AUUACAACCACCACCACGAAGCAAUUCAAAAGAUGAUUACUAAUAAACAACAACAACAAAUGAGAAUAUUUGCAACAGCACAGCAUCCAGUGAAAUGCUUUUCCAUGCGUCAAACAGCGUUCAGUAACAUUCCAACUGUCAAAGCAAGCGUAACAAUCGAGCCGAAAAAAUGUAUCUCCUGGAGUGAGACGCGUAUACGCGUGUGUGUGUGUAUGUGUUUGUGAAAAAUAGUGAAGAAGAAAAUAAACAAAAUAGCAGAGCAUUUGUUGCAAAGUGUAUACUAAAAGUUGAAAAUCUAUAUUAAAAUAAUAAACAAUCGCUAUUAGUUUAGUGUAAAGCACCAGCUCCAGUCUCAAGAUGCAAUCUCAGUUGCUCUGCCCGUCAUGGUGCUGGCACUAUCUGCGUCUGAGUUGUUGGCUCGCCGUGCUCAGCACGCUGCUGCGACACACGCUAGCGCUGCCCGAUGUCAUCAAAAUUGGUGGCCUAUUUCAUCCGACCGACGACACACAGGAGCUGGCAUUCCGUCAGGCUGUCGAGCACAUCAACUCGGAUCGAUUAAUAUUGCCGCGCUCCAAGUUGGUGGCGCAAAUUGAGCGCAUCUCGCCGUUUGAUAGCUUCCAUGCGGGCAAGAGGGUUUGCGGCUUGUUGAACAUUGGCGUGGCAGCCAUAUUCGGGCCACAAUCCUCCAACACGGCGAGCCAUGUGCAAAGUAUCUGCGACAAUAUGGAGAUACCUCACUUGGAGAACCGUUGGGAUUAUCGUUUGCGACGUGAAAGCUGCCUGGUGAACCUGUAUCCACAUCCAAACACACUGGCCAAGGCUUAUGUGGAUAUCGUCAAGCAUUGGGAGUGGAAAACUUUCACCAUUAUCUAUGAGAACAAUGACGGCAUUGUGCGGCUACAGGAGUUAAUCAAGGCGCAUGAUAACUCACCGUAUCCGAUUACAGUGCGACAAUUGAGUUUAUCGGGGGAUUAUAGACCGCUGCUGAAACAAAUCAAAAACUCCGCCGAAGCGCACAUCGUACUCGACUGUUCCAGUGAUAAAAUUUACGAAGUCCUCAAGCAGGCACAACAAAUUGGCAUGAUGAGCGACUAUCACAGUUACUUGAUUACCUCACUGGAUCUGCAUACCAUCAACCUAGACGAGUUCCGUUAUGGUGGUACGAAUAUAACCGGCUUUCGUCUGAUUAACGAAAAGGUCGUCUCGGAUGUGGUGCGUCAGUGGAGUUACGACGAUAAGGGCUUACAACGCUCAGCCAAUUUGAGUACGGUGAAGGCGGAGACUGCGCUUAUGUACGAUGCGGUACAUCUAUUCGCCAAAGCAUUACAUGAUUUGGAUACAUCGCAACAAAUUGAUAUACACCCGAUAAGUUGUGAUGGACAGAAUACGUGGCAGCAUGGUUUCAGUUUGAUCAACUACAUGAAGAUCGUCGAAAUGAAGGGUUUAACGAAUGUGAUAAAAUUUGAUCAUCAAGGCUUUCGCACCGAUUUCGUGUUGGACAUUAUCGAGUUGGGGCCGCUGGGUAUACGCAAAAUUGGCACAUGGAAUUCAACACUGCCGGAAGGUAUCAACUUUACGCGUACCUACAGCCAAAAACAGCGCGAAAUUGAAGCGAACUUGAAGAACAAAACGUUGACGAUCACUACCAUAUUGAGCAAUCCGUAUUGCAUGCGCAAAGAGUCUGCGGUGCCACUCACUGGCAACGAUCAGUUUGAAGGUUAUGUUGUUGAUCUCAUACAUGAAAUCUCAAAGGCUCUGGGUUUCAACUAUAAAAUACAGUUAGUGCCAGAUGGCAACUAUGGCAGUUUCAACAAACAGAAUGGCGAAUGGAACGGCAUGAUACGCGAGCUGUUGGAGCAACGCGCCGAUCUCGCGGUCGCUGAUCUCACCAUUACCUUCGAGCGCGAACAAGCCGUUGACUUCACCAUGCCCUUCAUGAAUUUGGGCGUUUCGGUGCUCUAUCGCAAACCCGUUAAACAACCGCCCAAUUUAUUUUCAUUUCUCUCACCGCUUUCGCUCGACGUUUGGAUCUACAUGGCCACAGCAUAUUUGGGCGUUUCAGUGUUACUCUUCAUUUUAGCGCGCUUCACACCCUAUGAAUGGCCCGCAUAUUCCGAUGCUCAUGGCGAGAAAAUUGAAAGUCAAUUCACACUUAUGAACUGCAUGUGGUUCGCUAUCGGUUCAUUAAUGCAACAAGGAUGUGACUUCUUGCCGAAAGCUUUAUCGACCCGUAUGGUAGCUGGCAUUUGGUGGUUCUUUACUUUGAUCAUGAUCUCAUCGUACACUGCUAAUUUAGCGGCUUUCCUUACUGUGGAACGUAUGGAUUCGCCUAUAGAAAGUGCUGAGGAUCUAGCGAAGCAGACGCGUAUCAAGUAUGGUGCAUUAAAGGGUGGCAGCACGGCAGCGUUCUUCAGAGAAUCGAAAAUCUCAACUUAUCAACGCAUGUGGUCAUUCAUGGAGUCCGCACGACCGUCGGUUUUCACUUCGACUAAUGCCGAGGGUGUGGAUCGCGUUGCUAAAGGCAAAGGUUCUUAUGCUUUCCUCAUGGAAUCCACAUCCAUUGAGUAUGUGACCGAACGGAAUUGUGAGCUAACACAAGUCGGCGGCAUGUUGGACACCAAAGGAUAUGGUAUAGCAGCGCCACCUAAUUCUCCCUAUCGCACCGCCAUCAAUGGCGUCAUACUCAAGCUGCAGGAGGAGGGCAAAUUGCAUAUACUGAAAACCAAAUGGUGGAAGGAGAAGCGUGGCGGUGGCAGUUGUCGCGUCGAGACAUCGAAAUCAUCAUCGGCGGCUAAUGAGUUGGGACUGGCGAAUGUGGGCGGCGUGUUCGUAGUGCUAAUGGGCGGUAUGGGUGUGGCAUGUGUUAUUGCAGUGUGUGAAUUUGUGUGGAAAUCGCGAAAGGUCGCCGUCGAAGAGCGUUUAAGUGCGAUUUUGCACGAAUGAGAUUAAAAGCAGGAUGUGUGGGUUUGAAGGUGGCAGUGAAGGUUAUCAUGAGAAAGCGAGGCAGAGAGUUAUCAUGAAAAGGAGUUGAGUUAGCAUAAAUCGAUCAAGUGUAUGACAUUACCAGCGAUAUCUGAAGCGAUCUAAAGGCUUCUAUAUAAUUUGAACUUUAAGUUUUCUUCGAACAUAUUAGCAUUAAUUUAAUUGAGGUUAGUUUGUAACUUAGUAAAACAUAAAUACAGAACAUAUAGACAUAUAUAAUAAUAUAAAAUAGUGUCAAAUAUUUUAUAAGCGCAUUCCAUAUGAAUAUUUAGUAUUAGUGCUAGAGUUAUAGUAACACACACACAUACACACAGCGCAAAAUAUGAUAUUUACUAUUUAUAGCGAUAAGUUAAUAUGCAUUUAAUAGUAAAGAAAAUCAUAAAUAAAUAAUCAUACUGGAAUUGUGCUGUAUCAUAAGCCAAAAGCUAAAGCUUGUACACAAAACAUAUGCUAAAUUACUUGCUAAUUACUUACAAAACAGUUAU
Molecule: messenger RNA, 3467 nt
Organism: Zeugodacus cucurbitae (melon fly)
Lineage: Eukaryota; Metazoa; Arthropoda; Insecta; Diptera; Tephritidae
Gene: KaiR1D
Product: glutamate receptor ionotropic, kainate 2
Exons: 13
Coding region: 358-2943 (861 amino acids)
Biological process (GO): monoatomic ion transport; modulation of chemical synaptic transmission; synaptic transmission, glutamatergic
Cellular component (GO): postsynaptic membrane; plasma membrane
Molecular function (GO): glutamate-gated receptor activity; transmitter-gated monoatomic ion channel activity involved in regulation of postsynaptic membrane potential
Source: RefSeq, a predicted model, not a curated record